AUGAUCAUUGACCGAAAGCUUCUGUUCGCUGAUCAUGUUAAGUACGUUGUUGGGAAGGCUAUGCGAAUUUUCAAAAAACUAUGCAUUUACACCCGACCAACCUGGGGAGCUCAUUCCGAUAACGUGCAAACCAUCUAUCGACAGGUCAUUGAGCCUACAAUUACAUACGCAGCAGGUAUCUGGGGUCAAGCGGCGAAAAAACGAUAUGUAAGGAAGCUCUUGGAGUCGGCCCAAAGGGGAUUUGCAAUAAAGGCAAUUAGGGCCUUUAGGACAGUCUCAACGGUGGCAGCGGUCGCUCUGGCUCAAUUUGUGCCCUUGGACCUCAGGGUUCUGGAGGUACAUGAAGUUGAGACAGUACGACUGAAAGGGGCAACCAACUUAAUACCAAGGGAUAUACAAUAUGAGAGGCCCACACCUGUGCAUGAGUUAUUACAUCCGUCAAAAAGAAUAAGUAUUGAGUGUGCAGACCUGAAUUCGGAAAAUCUAGAACAGGAAACAGCGCCUAUUCGAAUCUAUACAGAUGGAAGCAAGCUCGAGAAUGGCGGUGUGGGAGCGGCUUUCGUCUGUUUCGAAGGUUCAAAAGUUAUAUAUAAAAAGAGGCUGAAACUACAUACUAGCUGCUCUGUGUUCCAAGCGGAACUCUUGGCGAUUAAAGAGGCUUGCGAGUGGACUUUGGACCGGAGAUUGAAGCAAGGAGACGAAAGACACCAAAGGGGCACAAGGAUGCACAUGGGCUGCAAGGAGGUUAUACAGAUCUUGAGUGACUCUCAGGCGGCACUGAGAGCACUCCAAAAGAGAUCUAACACCCACCCCAUUGUGGCAAAGACUCAUGACACAAUAUAUACAGCUGCUCAAGUGGAUCUUAAUUUCAUAUUCUCAUGGGUUAAGGGCCAUGCGGGCGACGCAGGUAACGAAAUUGCUGAUGAGACAGCCAAAGGCGCUGCCACACAACACAAAACUCCUGACUACGCGAAGUUCCCUAUGAGCUUUGUAAAAAGGACUAUGAGGGAAAAAACUUGGAGAACUUGGCAGACAAGAUAUGAAAGCGCGGAACAAGGAGCGCGCACAAAAGAAUUACUCCCAAAAUUGACGGACAUUUGUGCACUAUGGAAAGCAACCAAAGUAUCAUUUCAAUUAACGCAGGCUUUAACAGGUCAUGGCUACCACAAGGAAUAUCUGCAUAGAUUCAAAAUCGCUGCCGAUCCAUUCUGCCCCUGUGACAAUACCACUACUCAAACGUUAACUCAUUUGUUGAGGGAGUGUCCUAGAUUUGAGUACAAUAGACUAAGACACGAGAUGCUUUGUAUCAAUCUACGUAUAUCACCGUACUGUGUAACGGAACUUUCAAAUAAACAAAGUGCUAUUGAAUCCUUCGUUACAUUUAUUAAUUACAUCAUAGAUAAGCUUAAAGGAUUCAAUAAAUUGUAA
Parnassius apollo (apollo) is the source of this 1428-nucleotide messenger RNA. NCBI's taxonomy places the organism in Eukaryota, Metazoa, Arthropoda, Insecta, Lepidoptera, Papilionidae. The record is from the annotation of a GenBank genome assembly.